CGCCGACCCCGACAAGGCGACGCUGCGCUGCUCGUCCCUCCUCGACAGUGUCGUGUCAGUCACCAUGCAUCACACAGACACACCCACGCUGCUCGGUAUGUACAGACACACACAUCCAUCCAUCCACACAGGCAUCCACUGUGGCAUGCAUCAGAUGUGUCUGAGGCUGUGUUGUUCUCGUCCAAACCUCUCGUGUUCUUCCCCACGCAUCGCCUCAUACUCAACUGCAUCCAUCAGAAGCACAUCUACGAGUGGGUCAAGCGGCGGGUGUCGCCGGAGCUCUGCAUGUCGUCCACGAAGAGCGCCAAGGAGGUCAGCCCACCCAGCAACCAAACACACGCACCACUUGGUGCAUUGGAUGCAUCCAUCAGGCGGGUGACAGUCUGAUCAGCGGUGGCGGCCAGGCCACUGGCGUAGACGUGUCGGGGUCCCCCACGCGAGCGAUCUCAGCCAAGCCGUCGAUGGCUCAGACGAUCGCCCAGGACAAUCUCAUCACACCCAAGUGAGACAGCAACACCACCGGCAACACGCAUCUACUCAUGCAUGUGUGUGUGUGUGUGUGUGUGUCGCAGGGAUUCGGUGGCCCAUGUGGUGGAGUGCGAGGAGAGCAGCGACAGUCUCGACGGCGUGUCGGCCUCGUCGUCCGAUGCUGCUGAUGCUGAGGAGGCGGAGGAUGUGCUGUCGUUCCCACCCACGCCCUUCUCGUCUGUGCGCUUCCCUCCCCCCGACUGCCCGCCACACAUCGACAUGGCCCCACCCGCCCUCUUGGCCUUCGAGUUGUGCUUCGCUGCCAACGACAAGAUGAAGAUGCACGCGGUAAGCCACACACACACCCACAACGCAUGUAUCGACCGACUCCUUUAUGUGUGUGUAUGUGUAUUGCAGGUGGAGGUCGCGCCGAUGAGCAAUCCGGCACACACGGUCUUCGCACCGCCCGACUCGGUGUAGGCAGCCGGCAGAUGAGAUGCACACACUCACACUUACGUGGCUGAGAUGGAUAUGUAUGUGUGUAUCUGUCCGUCCAUCCAGUGAGAUUGAGUUUUGGCUGGAGUCAUGCAACAAGCAGACACCCGUCGUGACACAAGCCGUCGCGAGCUUCGAGGUCACCAAAGCAUGACGCACACGACAGGCAUCUCUGACUGUCUGUCUGUCUGUGUGUGUCCGAUUGCAGGCCGAUCACGCGUGUCAGAUGUCGUGCUGCGCUGGUGAUGAGCUCGUCAUCCACAUGCGCACCACAACGCAGUGGACAUACGCAACUCACGCCAUCUCUCGUCUGUCUGGGUGAGGCCAGCACACACACAUUCACAUGUGUCGAUGUGCAAUGGUUGUGCAGGUGGGUGCCGACGUGUGUGUCCGAUGCCGAUGUGGUUCGAGUGUGAGAUACAGAAUGUCGUCUGCCAGAACGUCGUCACCAUCCUCAACCCGCCGUCUCGUGUGAGUGGCCAAGCCCGACAGACAACCAACACUCUGUGUACUUGUGGAUGCCUUUGUGUGUGUGUGGUGUCAGCGUGUGUGCUUUCCGGCGUUGCAGUGCUCCGUUGGCGACAAGGUGGUGAUGAUGCAACAUGGGGCCGUCAGGACACACACUCAGGGCGCGUGUCAGUGCUCGUCAGGGCAUACGGACAACCGCACAGAGAGGGGUAAGGGCACACACACACACACACACACACGUCGCCGCAUUGUAUGUCCGGCAACCACACUUCAGCUACGUGAACUGCGCUGACAUCGGUCUGCCCAUCCCCCACAGCAAGACACGACAGGUGAGGACAGAGUCUGGCUGCACGAUGGCCUCUGUGUGUGGGUGUCACUGUGUCUCCUGCACGGUGUGUGUGUAUCUGUGUGUGUUAGGUGUGGAAGAAGCUGGGGCAUCCGGUGCUCAUGAAGGAGUGAUCGGUGUCAAUCGGACAGACAGAGACGAGCAGACACUCAGACCGACAAACAGCGAGCAACAGACACUCAGACAGAGACAGCAGACAGACAGACAGACAGACAGACACACAUGGACAGGUCGAUCCAUGAGCAUUCACUGGGGAGGCAGAUCAUCCCUGGGUGCUUAGAAUCACACGGGAGAAAGAGGGACGACCACACCAAUCAAC
Vitrella brassicaformis is the source of this 2096-nucleotide messenger RNA. NCBI's taxonomy places the organism in Eukaryota, Vitrellaceae. The record is from the annotation of a GenBank genome assembly.